GAGAACAGGAUCGCUUACGUGCAAGGAUUAGGGGAAAUAAGAUGCCACGUAGUGACGAAAACAGGCCCCACAGUUAGUUCGUGGCCACGCGGGGAAAUAAACAGAGAAGGGCUCAAGGUGGGGAAUAUUUGUAGGGUUCGUCGGCGGCUGCAAUCGGAGGAGGAGAGGUGGGCGGCGGCAUAAAUCGGAGAAGAGGCGGGCAGCGGCGUAAAUCUGAGAAGGAAAGGCGGGCGGCGGCUGCGGCGGGCGGCGAUGGCUUCGUCCUCCGGCGCGGCGUACUGGAGCGUAGGGCGCGGACGAAGGAGGGCAGCGCCUAGGUCGUCGCCGCUGCCUUAUUGGGAGAAUCCCAUGGCUUACGGACCGGCGAAGAAGGGGUACUCGAGAAGAGGGCGGCCACUGGAUUUUUCCUUGUUCUGUACCAUUCUUGCGUCCAUGGAAAAGCAACUUCUUAUUGAUCUUCGAGAAAUGUAGAUGAACUUGAUGAUGGCCGGCAGUCAUGGCAGAGAUAUGUAGCAGAUGUUGCAACAAGACAUCAAUUUGAAGUGAUGAGGGAGAGAUGUGGAGCAACUGUUCGACUGAUUGAGAAAGGAGACGAGUUGAAUACUGAUGCAUGAUGUCUUGUGCUCAACAAUGGAUUAGUUUAAUGACUAGUUGAAUGUUGAUUAGUUUAAUGGCUAGUUGAUUGUCGCUGUUUGCUACAUCUGCAUGAGUAGAGUAGUUUAGUUGCUGCCACAGCAGCCUUUUCAUCUGUCUGGUACCCUUUUGUCUAUCUAGUAAGUACUUUAUUGUUUGUUGCCUUGUUGGCUUGUUGCCAUGGCAGCCCUUUUAUCAGUUAUGCUAAUAUUCCUUUGUGUUUGGUUGUUUGCUGCAGGUAGUAGAAGUGUAGCACCAUGGAUGGAAAUGCAGCAGCUGAUGGGGGUGAGCCCCCCUAUGAUCCAAUGAAAGAUCCAACAAGGAAGCCACAACGGUCAAAUGAUCCGGGAUGGAACUAUGGAUAUUGGUCUGAGCCUCCAAAUCGGGAUCUUGUUGUGUGCGCUCUUUGUGGCAAGAUAACUUCUGGAGGGAUCAAGAGGCAUAAGGAGCAUGUUGCGGGCGUCGGGGGUGAUGCAAUUGGUUGUCCUAAGGCCACCACACAACUGAGGAGAGAAAUGAGAGCAUAUUUGGAGCAAAAUAGGAGGAUCAAGGGAGUAGUAGAUGUAGAUGAUGAUCAGGAGGUUGUGGAGGUGAGUUCAGUUGGAGCAAACAUCGCCUCUAAAAGGCCAAGCUCAGGGACAGCAACCAGACAGAAUAAGAAAGCGUUUAUCAUCAACAUGCAAGGUAAAAAGAAGUCUGUUACUGCUGCCGCCAAUAGUUCCAAGCCAAUUGUUGCCAUGUUACAAAGAACACCUGAGGAUCUUGUAGAUGAAAGGCGCUCUGGGUGUUCUCAAAGCACCAUGGAGUCCAGCACAAAGACUCAUGAAGAGAGGCAUUAUGUCAGUAUGCAGUGGGCGUUGUUCUUUUACGAGUGUGGCAUUCCAUUUAAUGCUGCAAGUAGUAGGCAGUUUGAGGUUGCAAUUGAAGCCUCAUGUCAAUAUGGUUCAGGUUACAAGCCACCUAGUGCACAUGAGCUGAGAGAGCCAUUGCUUAAUGAUUGUGUGAAGGAAACAUGA
Aegilops tauschii subsp. strangulata is the source of this 1649-nucleotide messenger RNA. Lineage: Eukaryota; Viridiplantae; Streptophyta; Magnoliopsida; Poales; Poaceae. The record is from RefSeq and is a predicted model, not a curated record.